GAAGGUUCACAACACCAAAAAUAACUCAAAGAAGGUUCUCUGAUACAGAGAUCGCAUCAACCAAAAGAGCUGCAAUUCAAGAUACAUAUGGGUGUAUAAAAUGGGAAGUGAAGUUCUUGCUGCUUGGGGAAACAACAGAGAGCCAACAAGACAAAAAAGAAAAAUUGAAAAAUCUAUUUCUGCAACAAAAUGACGACCUGGAAGAGGAGGAGGUGAGCUCAAUGAUGAAAGGGACUUAUUUCACUCAACGAAAAGAGGUAAAUGAAGGACGAGCAAUACAAGACCUUAGGAAAGACUGGCCUUUUUGGUUUAUGGAAGUGGGAAUGGCUGUCCACCACGGUAGCUGCCAGCAAAAACAGGAAUCUGUGCCAAGCCACAGCCAAGCUUGAAGUCACUAGGGGAGAACACACAGGAUCUUCUGCAGAUGUCGUGGAGAUGGUGUUGCUUCUUCUCACUUACUUUGGUGAAAAGGAGGAGGCCACAUUUUGCCAUGUCGACGAGACCUGUCUGGCCGAAGAAGUGGACUUUUCCAACGUUGCCUUAACUCCCACGAUAGUCAUAUGUGGACAGUCCUGUUUUUCCUCACGAUGGAUGAUGCUCAGCCUUGAUCGGGUCAUCGUGAAUGACCAGAUGACGUCUUUCAUCCAAUCACUGUGCAUGAUGUUUGGCAGUUAUUACUGUUUUAAUAUUCAUUACCCAUCACAGCUCGCAUCCACCCUGGAGUUUCUUCAGAGAUGUUUCUUCUCCAUUAACCCUGAGAAGGGAACCAAAGUGGAGAAGACCAGUACAGCCCACAUGCAGGUCAACCCUCGUGUACUCACUCUGAUCCAAGACCUGUCAGACUACGAGUGGCGUGACGUUUAA
Neoarius graeffei (lesser salmon catfish) is the source of this 864-nucleotide messenger RNA. RefSeq lists its product as uncharacterized. NCBI's taxonomy places the organism in Eukaryota, Metazoa, Chordata, Actinopteri, Siluriformes, Ariidae. The record is from RefSeq and is a predicted model, not a curated record. The coding region runs from base 262 to 864 and encodes 200 amino acids. The transcript has 3 exons.